CUUGGGGAGGCACGACAUCUUUAUAAUCGCGAAAUAGCGUCAUCAUGCCGCCUCCAGCUCUCUUGCCCCCCCUUGCGAUUCUGCGACGGAACCUGUCCUCGCACUAGCAGCACCCGCUAUGAGCCUCCCGCGCAGGUUUGCAGCUGUUGCGCGACCUACACUUCGACAGGCGGUUUCUGCUCCGCAAAAAGCCGUUGGGCGAAGCACUUUCCUGACCCCUCGUUCCAGAAAACUUCACAACCAAGCUUCUCGGAGCGCUCAAGCAGCCGUCUCUGAAGCAGACGCAGAGCCUGUCCCAGGAUCCACGAAUCCCGCAUUAUCCUUCCCAUGCCUCGAUAAGCAGGAGUCGCGAUCGGCAUCCCUCUCCAGUCGUUCGUCCGGGCCCGAGCCCUCAUACACCACCGGAAAACAUCUCAACUUUCACUCGCGCGAGCCGAUAUUACUCGAUUGGGGCGGCAUCCUUCCCGAGUUCAAUGUUGCGUACGAGACGUGGGGCACCUUGAACAAAGACAGAAGCAAUGCGGUAUUGCUACACACUGGCCUGUCCGCCUCGAGCCACGCACACAGCACCGAAAUCAAUGCGCAGCCGGGAUGGUGGGAGAAUUUUAUUGGCCCUGGGAAACCGCUGGACACAGACAAAUACUUUGUGAUAUGUACGAACGUGAUAGGCGGGUGCUUCGGUUCGACAGGACCGUCCUCGAUCGAUCCCGCGAACGGCGAACGAUAUGCGACAAGAUUCCCAGUCCUCACAAUGGAAGACAUGGUACGCGCGCAAUUUCGGCUUCUUGACUCGUUGAGCAUCCGGAAGUUGUACGCGAGCGUUGGCUCCAGCAUGGGCGGCAUGCUGAGUCUAGCUUCUGGCGUACUCUUUCCGGAUCGUGUAGGCAGGAUCGUGAGCAUCAGUGCUGCCGCGCGAAGUCAUCCGUACAGUAUUGCCAUGAGGCAUACACAACGCCAAGUGCUGAUGAUGGAUCCGUAUUGGAACCGGGGCUUUUACUACGAUGGUGUACCGCCGCAUUCGGGCAUGAAACUUGCACGUGAGAUUGCGACCGUCACGUAUCGAAGCGGUCCAGAAUGGGAGCAGCGCUUUGGCCGCCGACGAGCCGACCCGUCUCGACCACCGGCGCUUUGUCCGGAUUUUCUGAUUGAGACGUACCUUGACCAUGCCGGCGAGAAGUGGUGCCUCAGCUACGACCCCAACAGCUUACUUUAUGUUUCAAAGGCUAUGGACCUUUUCGAUCUGGGGCAAGAUCACCGGAAUCGCAUCAACAAAGUCAGACAGGACAAUGCCGGCAAACUCCAAGCAUACCUAGAUGGGCGCGCUCCAGCAGAGGGCGUCGAGAGCGACCUGUGCAGCCUAACUCUGCCUGAGAAGCCAUAUGAAGAGAAGGAACAGCCUACGGAGGAGAGCGAGGUCGCCCUUGAUGCCGUCGAGGCAGCGCCCGCAGAUCUGGUCGCUGGACUCAAGCCUUUGGCGAAUACCCCAGCAUUAAUUCUAGGUGUAGCUAGCGAUAUCCUGUUUCCGGCAUGGCAACAGAAAGAGAUUGCAAACACGCUCAAGCGGACUGGAAACAAGAAUGUCACACAUAUCGAGUUGGGCGAGGAGAAGAGUCUAUUUGGACACGACACUUUCCUGCUUGAUCUUAAAAAUGUUGGUGGAGCCGUCCAGUCAUUCUUGGGCUGAGUCAUGGUAAAGCGAUGUUGGGCUUAUCUUCCUGUACAUUGUGUAUUUUUGUACUUAUAGCGUUGCAUGGCAAGGCGUUGGUGGGCCAAUCUUGCAAUUCCAGAACUUCCCAUGGGUCCCCACUUGGCUCGAUGCAUCUAGAAUUACUACGCACCCACCAAUGUUAUUCCUGGAAUACGGAAAGCUCCAACAUUCCCAUAUUCUAC
Messenger RNA from Paraphaeosphaeria sporulosa, 1890 nucleotides. RefSeq names its product homoserine O-acetyltransferase-like protein. Lineage: Eukaryota; Fungi; Ascomycota; Dothideomycetes; Pleosporales; Didymosphaeriaceae. The record is from RefSeq and is a predicted model, not a curated record. Gene Ontology annotation, molecular function: L-serine O-acetyltransferase activity; homoserine O-acetyltransferase activity. The transcript has 2 exons. Gene Ontology annotation, biological process: L-homoserine metabolic process. The coding region runs from base 119 to 1684 and encodes 521 amino acids.